Ostreococcus lucimarinus CCE9901 is the source of this 579-nucleotide messenger RNA. RefSeq lists its product with no specific name. Gene Ontology annotation, cellular component: extrinsic component of membrane; photosystem II; photosystem II oxygen evolving complex. The coding region runs from base 1 to 579 and encodes 192 amino acids. Gene Ontology annotation, biological process: photosynthesis. The record is from RefSeq and is a predicted model, not a curated record. The transcript has a single exon. Gene Ontology annotation, molecular function: calcium ion binding. Lineage: Eukaryota; Viridiplantae; Chlorophyta; Mamiellophyceae; Mamiellales; Bathycoccaceae.
AUGGGCGAACCCGAGGCCGCGCGCGCGGAGGCGGCGCUGACGACGUACGAGGACGACAAGCUGAAAUUCAAAGUGCAGUACCCGAGCGACUGGACGACGUCCACGGGCGAGACGCCGGCGAGCGAGGAAAUCCUCGGUGGAGGCGCCCGUGACUUGUUCACGAUCUCCCCUCCCGGUGCGAACGCGAGGGAUGUGAACGUGACGAUCGUCGCGACGCCGGCGGGGGCGGAUUUCACGAAGAUGGGCUCGCUCGGCGACGCGUACGGGUUCGGAUACGGCUUGGUGGUGCCGUUGAACAAACCGCGGGCGAAGAAAGGACAAGAGGACAGGAUUCAAUUCGCCGAGUUGAUCGAUUCGGUAGGUAAGGGCGAUUACUACAAGGUUGAGUACAAGUUUGCCAAGCCGUCGACUGGAAUUAACAGCAUUUUCUUUGUUCUCGCCGGUCUCGGCUACGACGGACGAGUCAGUCACCUGUACACGGCCACCGCGCAGUAUCCGCGCGCGGAGGAAGACAAGUGGCGCGCGCAAGUCGAGGCAAUCAUUGACUCUGUAGUGUAUCCGCCGACUAUUUACGGGUAA